Messenger RNA from Penicillium maclennaniae, 1089 nucleotides. Its product is annotated as MBL fold metallo-hydrolase. Lineage: Eukaryota; Fungi; Ascomycota; Eurotiomycetes; Eurotiales; Aspergillaceae. The record is from RefSeq and is a predicted model, not a curated record. The transcript has 2 exons. The coding region runs from base 1 to 1089 and encodes 362 amino acids.
AUGAUGGAACACAAGGAAAGUCUUGAUUUGCAGCCGACAAUUGGCAUCCCUUAUUCUGAUAAUGUCGUUCGGGUUUCUGUGAUUGACAAUGGCGGACGUUUAGACCUGCCAUCGUCAUGCUUUCACGAGCCCGGUUUCAAAGGCGCUGAGCGGUUGAACGUCCCAUCUUUCUCUUUCCUCAUUGAGCACGAAUCUGGUCAGAAGAUUCUUUUUGACUUAGGGAUCAGGAAGAAUUGGCAAGAUCUACCCCCUGUGGCCUUGGACUUAUUCAAGAGCAAUGAUUUCUCUUUUUCAACUCAGGAAGAUACGCCAACGACUCUUGAAAGGAAUGGAAUCGAUGUGUCUGGCGGUGAAAUCAGCACGGUGAUUUGGAGUCAUCCGCAUUUUGAUCAUAUUGGAGAUCUAUCAAAGUUUCCAAGUGACACAAGAUUAGUUGUCGGACAAAACUUCAAAAGGCACUUCCUUCCCGGUUACCCAGCUGAUUUAAGUUCAGCUCUUCAUCACCACGAUUUCGAGAAACGCGAAAUUCAUGAGCUUGUAUUUCCACCCGGGUGUUUGAAAAUCGGGCGCUUUGCAGCUAUUGAUUAUUUUGGAGAUGGGAGCUUUUAUCUUCUGGACACUCCGGGUCACACAAUUAGCCACGUCUCUGCUUUGGCGAGAACAGAUGCCUCCCCUCCUUCAUUCGUUCUCUUGACAGGGGAUGUAUGUCAUCAUGCCGGCGAGAUUCGACCUACGGAGAGUGUCCCGUUGCCCGAGAUGAUUGAGCCGUCCCCAAUUCCGGAAAUAUCAUAUCCUGCCUGCCCGGGUCAUGUGUUUCGCUCGAUUCAUCCACAUCAAAGUCGAGUUGCCCCAUUUUACACCAUUACGGAAGCUUUCAAUGACGACCUCGAAGUGGCCAAUUCUACUAUCACCGGUGUGCAGGAGCUGGAUAGUGAACCCAACAUUCUGACUCUAAUUGCCCAUGAUUCGACUUUACUUGGCGAAAUACCGCUUUUCCCUAAAUCACUCGAAGGCUGGGCGGAUGCCGAUAUUAAAGAACGCUUGAAAUGGAAGUUCUUGGCUGAUUUCCGCCAACAGCUUCAGAAUUGA